Spodoptera litura is the source of this 2191-nucleotide messenger RNA. RefSeq lists its product as uncharacterized. The record is from RefSeq and is a predicted model, not a curated record. Lineage: Eukaryota; Metazoa; Arthropoda; Insecta; Lepidoptera; Noctuidae.
CCUAAAUCGUUCUAAUUCUUCCACUUACACCGUCAUUUUAACACGUAGGUUGUCAGCGGGUGCUAAAUGGAAAACGGUAACAUCCCUAACACUUUGCACAAACAGACAACCGUUAUCGCCCACUUUAUUUAUACAUGAUUGACAUGUCUACUCACAUUUCGUGACCAUUUCUAUUGGGAUUAGGACUAGUGAAACGGAUACUCACAUUUUAGUGGUUACAAAUGACAGAGGAGUAGGUUUUGUCGGUUAGUUGUUGUGUCACGUUGAAAAGAGAAGCAUCUAGUUAUACAAUGUUAUCAAGAAAGUGGUGGUUAGUUUUGUCAGCGUUAGUGGUAGCUGCUGCGGCCACGAACAUCCAUAGGUUUGACCAGGACGAUAUCGAUGGAGAAGACGACGAGGGCUUCGAUGAGUACGAUGAAUUUGAGAAUAACAACGUCACUAGUGUCGGCGGAAGAAAGGGAAAAAUAUUGUUUCCUUUCGUGAGUAUUGUGCGGUUCGCGAACACGGAGUGCUCGACUGCCAACUCUAUGAACGGCACGUGCCUCGCGCGGCGGGAAUGUAACAACCUUAACGGUACCAUCACGGGCACCUGCGCCACGAGGAGAGGACGGUGCUGCGUCGUGUCCCGUACUUGUGGAACUACGACAAAUGUGAACAACACUUAUUUCACGAGCCCCGGCUAUCCGGCCGCGUAUGCCGGUGGUCCGGCCUGUUCCAUGAUCGUAAACCGUUGCAACGCCAACAUCUGUCAGCUCCGUAUAGAUUUCCUGGAUCUGGUGCUAGCACAGCCUGAUGGUGACGGGAACUGCGUGACAGACUCCAUAUCAGUGACAGGAGGGAACACCAUUGUGCCACUGCUAUGUGGUGACCUCACCGGCCAGACUAUCUUCGUGGACUUCAACGGGAACACGGCCAUCACCAUCGUGGUCACUGCGACACUCGCGACCACCUUCGCUAGGAGGUGGAACAUUAGGCUGGUUCAGCUUGGAUGCGACUGUCCUGGAAUAGCGCCAAACGGUUGUCUCCAAUACUACACUGGAAUAACGGGAACUAUAAACAGCUUUAACUAUGGGACCGCAGCGAACACAGUGCUCAGCGCCUCCCUGGUGACAGGCACGCGGCAAAUUGUCAACUUGAACUAUGGCAUAUGUAUCAGAAUGGAGGCCGGCUACUGUGCCAUACAAUAUUCACAGGUUGCAGGAGAUGCAUUCUCAUUUACAUUGACGGGAGACGUGGAAGGCGCUGAUAACACGGUACUGGGCACCCAGCUGGGCGCAGUGAACGGCGCCAACUGUCUCACCGACUUCGUGGUCAUACCCAACCCCACAGUAGUCGCCACCGCCUUAGCUGCAGGCACAGACCGCUUUUGCGGACUAGGCUUCGUUCCAGUGCAGAGUGGAGCUAAACCAUUUGUACUGUACGUGGUAACUAACGCUAACGAGGGCGCGACGGCCGCCACGCCGCCCGAUAUCGCCAACAGAGGAUUCUCGCUAACUUACACUCAGAUAGCCUGCUGAUCUAUCUACUUCAUGUACCUAUUGUAUCUCUACCUAUAAUAUUAUCAUAGAAUGUUUAAAAAAGCAGAGAUGCACCCCAAUGUACAAUGACAUAACAGUACAUAACAGUACAGAAGCACCACAAAAUCCAUAUAACGUAUACAUUAAUCACCGCAAUGCGUGUUCUCUCGAAUGGCUGUAGUGUUAUUAGGACAAAGUUCUAAGACAGAUAACUGACGCAUUUAUCGAGAACACUGGGAAGAAACUCCCAUGCGAAGCGGAGGUGGCAUCAUAAUAGAAAACUAUAUUAAAAGCAGAUCAUUUUACAAAAUACUUAAAAGCUUGUAUACGCUACUCAGGUUUCUAACAAAGUAACUUGCCCUGCGCUAUUGUAUACAAGACAAAGGCAGACUACUUACAAGGGUAGAAUCUUAAAAGCAUACAGAAGGCUAUUGUCUAAUGACGUAGAAAGCCAUUCGAAGUACUAUGCAAUACUAUAACAAGAUAUGUAUAGUGUAUAUCCUAUAUGUAUACGGUGUACGUAUAUGGUUAAUGCGUCAAUGUGUAGCAACUGCAACUGCAACUGGUUAGGGUUUCUUAUAAAAGGGUUAUUUGAAAGGAUGACUUUAAUGCAAGUCAAACGUUAUCGUUUUCUUUUCGAAUUGUCAUAAAAGUAUAAAUAUUAAUGUUUAAGU